Messenger RNA from Dovyalis caffra, 159 nucleotides. NCBI's taxonomy places the organism in Eukaryota, Viridiplantae, Streptophyta, Magnoliopsida, Malpighiales, Salicaceae. The record is from the annotation of a GenBank genome assembly.
AUGGCCUUCUUCCGGUCUAGAAUUAGUGGGCUUAACUACAAAUGCCGAAGUGAAGAGUUGGAACUAGCAAAGUCUAGAGUAGUUGCAGUGUGGAAUAACAUAACGGAACGUAAUAAAGGAAGACGACGCCGGUGGGUUGUUACAGCUUACACUGGUUAA